Branchiostoma floridae (Florida lancelet) is the source of this 4270-nucleotide messenger RNA. RefSeq lists its product as uncharacterized. The transcript is spliced from 25 exons. Bases 23 to 3304 code for a protein of 1093 amino acids. Lineage: Eukaryota; Metazoa; Chordata; Leptocardii; Amphioxiformes; Branchiostomatidae. The record is from RefSeq and is a predicted model, not a curated record.
UUUUAUUUAUUAGUCGUCCAACAUGAAGAGGAUAGUUGGUGUGGGAGUACCCUUGGUGCUGAUCUUGGCCGUCUCCGCGUUCCUAAUCCUGACUGCGUCAAAGAAGGACCCAUUGUCUGAACCCGGACACCGCGUCAUCAAACGGUCCCUACCAUUGCCAGAUGAACUCCAAGAUGCCAUUCGAGCAGCAGCUGCUGAAGACGCCCCUGCUUACGUUAAGGACAAACGCUUCCUCCCGGCCAUUGCGAACCUUGCUGGAAAACUUUUAUCAUCAGGAGGGAGCUUCGAUGCAGGAAAACUGACCGACACAAUAAAUCAACUGGGCGGCAUGGAGAACAUGGGACCGGACAUCAUGGCGCAAAGUGUGAAACAGGAGGCUGAGGUCGAGGCAGAAGUGGAAAAAGAGGUGGCCCAGGAAACGGUCGAUAAGAUAUUUGGAAAAGCUGAACAUGAAAAGAAAGAAGAUGAUGAUGAUGAUGACGGUGGUGACGGCCAGGAGCAUGACAUAAAGGCUGAAGUAGACUUCAUUGCACAGAAGGGCAUGGUUGAGGAUGACAUGUUCGCUCCACCAGGGAUGGAGAUGAAAAUAGACGUGGAGGAAGACCCCGGGGAGGAAAGCGAACCCGAUGAAAGUUCCGAACCAAUGGCGUUCUCUUACCCUGUGGGGAUGGGUCCUGCUCUGAUGAACGGAUGUUUCGGAACAGGAUACGUAGAGGGUGAUCCAUGCUGGAACAAGAUGGAUGUCAUCCCAGUCUGCUGGAACAUGAUGGAGGGGUGUGCCUACAUCGGGGUCGGCUUUGAUGGUCGCGGAGACUACAGCAGCACGUCCAGAAGGAAAACAGUCGUGCAGCGGAACUGUAACAACGAGCGCUCGUACCACGACGAGGACGUACCGGACAACAUGAACGUUCACGGCAUCUUUGACACGGAUGUCGGCUCCGAGGUCUAUGAGUCCAAACAGGCUUAUCGUCAUUCCCUCCAGAUGAAAGCCGGAAUGUCAUUUUCCGGAUUUGGUUUCCAGGCUGCCGUUGAUGGGAAGGGGUCAUCAUCACAGAAGCAGUCCUUCAUGUCUCUUAUUCAGUGUAACGUGAUCAGGUAUGAAAUCUUCCUGGAUGAGAUCACGCCGGAUACCCUGAGCCUGCCCUUCCUGCGAGACUUCUUGUCUCUUCCGAAAAAUUUCAUCGUGGGGCAGGCAAAGCUUCAACGGUUCAUCAUCCGCUAUGGAACUCAUUUCAUCAAGUCGGCAAAGUUUGGCGGUUCCUUCAGGCUGUUUAAGACUCAAGAAGCCUCCAAGAGUGAAAGUCUCGAGGAUUUCUCCAUCCAGGCCCAGUCUUCUUAUAAUUCUCUUUUUUUCAACGCCGGUGGUCACGCUGGAAUGGGCUCGUCUGGUGGAUCCGCACAGUCUUCUAAGACUUCCAACACACACGUGACAGUAGAAGGAGGCGACCAGGAAGUUGCCUCCAUCGUAGCUGACUUCUACUCCACCGGCUUCAAAGACACCUUCACCGAGUGGCUGAAGUCCAUCCCUACAUACCCCAAACCCAUCGAGAUGUUCAUGGGCACCAUGUCGGAGCUGUUGGACAUGAACUACAAACUUCUCUUUCCCUUUGACAUCAGUGAUGCUGCAGACGGCUGCUUCAGUGAAAACCUGAAGACCGAAGAGAUCACAGGAAGAAAGUACUAUGAGGUGAAGAAGCUGGUGAACAACAGCAAUGGAGUGAUGGAACCUGCCACUGAGAAACGAUAUUGUGACUUCACGUCAGUGGACAAGUUUCAAGAAGGACUGGACAAGAAACGGCUCGCACUGGAAAGGGCAAUCGUUAUGUAUAUGGAAGAGGGACCAGUGCCCACCACGGAUUUCCGCCUAACGGGGGGCAAACCUGGAUGUACGACUGAAGACUUGGGCGUGAAGGGGGGUAGUUCAGGAACUACCUACCCAACAUGGCUGGAACUCAUCAAUGGGGAUACUUAUAAGAUCAUCUUUGAUAUUCCUGAAAACAUCAACGACGACAUUACGAAGAACACAGAGGCCUUUCUGGUUCAUGCCAGGGGAAAAUGGAAUUGUCACAUUGCCGGAGCACCAAUGCACAUGUACAACAGCCGUAACAAUGGCGGUAGUGGCGAUACCAACAACAAGAAGGUCUCCUGCUUUGGUUUUGUGAUGACAUACGAUGAAGCAUCCGGAACGUUUGAUGUCACGCCUCAAGACCAAGAAGCAUCCAAACAGGUUUUGGGAAACUUGCCACGCAACUACGCAAACUUGGAUGUUGCCAGAGCUGAGUAUGUCAGCCCGUUAGAGCACUCCAAGGCGAAGGGCCGUUCUUUAGCCAGUAUACUCGUGGCGCCCUGCACGGUGAAGUGGUCCAACUCUUACCAAAUCAAGCCCGCGGAGGAGGGAGGAAGGUGUCUGUACUUCGUUGCGGCGUCGUCAGGCGACAUAUUUGUGGUGUUCUCCGCCAUCCCGAGGGAUAAAAGCACCUGGUACCAUCUCCAGAUCAGUUACCAGGGUGUUGCGCUCUACAAGGGAAUGAAGCUGGUGAAAUACGAGGGAGCGAAGAGUGCCCGAAGUCUGGGUGACUCCAAACUGUUCCAGCCGUACUUCAUUUGCCUGGAGGAAGACAGGGCAAACCAGCGAACCUCCAUCAGAUAUGGCAUCGGCUCUGACACUUCCGAGAAAGGACUGAUCUACAUGGUCUACAAUGAUGCCGGACCACCAUUGGGCAUCCGUUUCUACUCCUUUGGCAGCGGGGAAAAGGACGUAGAGAUCAUGGACGCCCGAAUCAUCGAGGGAGAGGCACAGGGAGAAAUGGAAUGUACGGGAGGAACUAUCAUGAAGGAUGGGAAGUGUGUGGAAGACUGUCACCCAGAGUGUGACGGAUGUAUCCCCAUGUCCCCUGGAUCGAAGCUCGACACGGAAUGCCGCAGUUGUAAGCAAUUGUCUUUCGACAAGGGCGGUGGAGUUAUCCAGUGCGUCGCAGAAUGCCCAGCCGGUACCGAAGCAGCUGACGAUGGUGUGACAUGCGUAUGUAAGGACCUUGUCUUCCACAACGAUGACGGAAGUGUCCAAUGCGUCACGGCAUGCGGACUCGGUUUCGCACUGGCCUCCGAUGGCAAGACUUGCGUUGUGGCUAGUAAGUGGAGAAUUGACACAAAGUGUGGAAGGAAUGCUCCAGCCCCAGGAGCGAACCCCGGAUGGUGUGAUCCUAAUUCAAAUCGGCCCUGUUGUUCAGAGUACGGAUGGUGCGGGGCCACGACAAGUCACUGCACUUGCAGUAAAUGUGUUGACUAUCGCACAAAGAGCUAGACUAGAGGCCACUGCGGAGGCAAGCCCAGUCACGGACCUACGCCCUGUUGUGCCGACGGCGGUUGGUGAACAACACGGCGGGUCACUUCAUCUGCUGAAAGGACUACAGAAAGUCAUAAAUCAUCGAAUUUCUCUCGUUGAAUUGUCAUCAUUUACGUAUAUCAAGCAAUAACCGUUAUGUAUCGGCCUGCAAUCUGUCCUUGCAUUUGUCAGCCAUCAGCCAAUCAGUUACCAACCUAUCUAUUUUAUGUUAAUACUGGUGUCUAGAAUGCUAGCGCUGUCGUUCGAUGAUUAUCAGGGCUUUUAAUAAACGGGUUUGAUUAUGAAUUAGAGAUUGUUUACAUUUAUGGUGAUUCGUAGCUUAUAAUCGUAGCUUUGUUCUUAUUUGUUAAGUUAUAAUGUGUUUGAUAUACAAGGGACAGUCAGAAAGUAAUGCCAUAUUAGGUGCAUUUUUAAUAAAAUGUGUUGAAAUUUGGCACACAUGUAAAAGAACAUAUCUCCUUGUUUAUUGAGACUGUUAAUUUCAUCAAUUUGUUGUCCAAUUUCUACUGGCGAAUGAGUUGAUUUCAAGAUGAAGGAAGACACCCUUACUUUCUGACUUACCUUCGUAUCAUGUAAUGAUAAUAUGAUGUUAAUAAUGGGUAUGGAUGCGUAUGCUUGCCAGAUUUGGUCUACACCAAUGAAAGGUUUAUAGAUUGUAAGGUUUGUAUAGCCUCUACCAGGCUCCGUGGUAAAAAUAUAAUAAAUAUUUAUUAAAUAUGUAAAAUGACCCUAAAAAUAUAAUAAAUAUUUUCACCCUGUAACAUUAUAUAACAACUAGUUCUGUCGCCUAACACGUUUGUCCGUUUUGUAUUGUUGACACUAGGUGUAUUUUCGGCGGUGACGUUUUAUGAAUUUUUCGUGUUAUAUUUCUGAUAUUUUUAUCCACAAUAAAGUACAAUGAAUGUUGACCUGAACUAUUUGUAG